AUGAGUAUUGGUGCAAUUCCAACUGCAAUGAUCCCUCCAGCUGCUCCUGGUGUACCUGGACAUACUGCUGGUAUGGCAUCAACAGCACCCAUUCUGCCUCCAAAUCACACCAUUUAUAUUAAUAAUCUUAAUGAAAAGAUUAAAACUGACGAGUUGAAGAAAUCCCUUUAUGCGGUUUUCGUUCAGUUUGGACAGAUCCUCGACAUCAUUACGGGUAAGUCUGUAAAGAUGCGAGGUCAGGCGUUUGUUGUCUUCUCCGAAAUUAGUUCCGCUCGUAGCGCUCUCGAGGCAAUGCGUGGUUUUCCACUCUAUGAGAAGCCUAUGUGCAUAAAUUUUGCUCGCACUACCUCCGAUAUCAUCGCCAAACGCGAAGGGACUUACGUUGAACGUCCUAAGCGUCAGCCGCCGCCGCCACCACUUCCACAACCGACGCAGCAACAAAAUUCUACAAUCGAUGCAGCUGCGCUGAUCGGCGGUGGCAGUGCACGUGCUAUCCGCCGUCGGCAGCAACGUCUCGCCGCUGCUCAGGCCGCUGCUUUGGCAGCAGAAAACGGUGGUUCAGCAGCCGGGGGACCUUCUCCAUCACCGCAGUCGUUGUCAACUUCUGCAUCGCAGUCUCAUCCACCGCCCAUAAACCCGGCCACCAUUCCCGACCAGCCGCCAAACAAAAUCCUCUUCCUCACUAAUCUUCCAGAGGAUGCCAAUGAAGCCAUGUUGGGCAUGCUUUUCGCGCCGUUUGUCGGUUUCCGGGAAAUCAGAAUGGUCCCUUCUCGUCACGACAUCGCCUUUGUAGAGUUCUCCAGUGAAACGGAAGCCGCCACGGCUAAACAUGGUCUUCAGGGCUUUAACAUUCGCCCCGGUCAUCCGCUGCGAAUCACUUUUGCAAAGAAGUGA
Messenger RNA from Echinococcus granulosus, 894 nucleotides. Its product is annotated as U1 small nuclear ribonucleoprotein A. Gene Ontology annotation, biological process: mRNA splicing, via spliceosome. Gene Ontology annotation, molecular function: U1 snRNA binding. Lineage: Eukaryota; Metazoa; Platyhelminthes; Cestoda; Cyclophyllidea; Taeniidae. The transcript is spliced from 2 exons. Gene Ontology annotation, cellular component: U1 snRNP. The record is from RefSeq and is a predicted model, not a curated record. The coding region runs from base 1 to 894 and encodes 297 amino acids.